AAUUCUGCACCUUUUGAUGUUCUGAAACUUUUCAGCUGACAAUGUGAAAGGCACUGGAUUUCUCUGCUAUCAACAACAGAAAACUUCAGAUUUCAAAAAUCUGUGAAGUUUAAACAAGAAGCUUCCCAGGAUGUACCGAAUAUCUCAACUGAUGUCAACACCAGUAACAAGUUCUCCUGGAUAUUGGUCUAAAAGAGAAUAUCCCAGAGAGAGAUCUUCAACAUGCGUUUUCCCAAGUUUUGUCUGUGAUUUCCUGAACAGUGACAGUUCAUAUGAAUGCUGCUCCAUAGAUCCCCUGACAGGCUCCCACUUUACCUGUCGACGAAGUCCCAGGCUUCUCACCAAUGGUUACUACAUUUGGACAGAAGACAGUUUUCUCUGUGAUGAAAAUGGCAACAUAACUCUGAGUCCCUCCCAGACCAGUGUUCUGUACAAGGAAAACUUAGUGAGAGUAUUUAGAAAGAAAAAGAGAACCCGCCAUUCUCUGUCUUCUCUUUUUGACCUCCAGACCUCUAAAUCCUGGCUGCAUGGUAGUAUGUUUGAAGAUGCUGACUCUUCACCAAACAAUGACAUCUGGUUCAAUGGCAUCACAAGACUGGACAUACAUCAUUGCAAUGAAAGUGAAUUCAGUUUGUGGCGAGAAGUCUCCUUUCAAGCAAUUCUGCUUGUUGCAUGCUUAAUCAUUUCUACGUGUGCAAGAUGGUUUCUGGGAGGAAUAUUAGCUAAUGUCUUCACAUGCUCUUUGAUGAUAACUAUUGUUUGUGUUGUCAAAUCAUUGUUUCAUAACCUUGUCAGCCAUUUCAAACUUUCCUCCUGUGUUCAAUCUGGGUUUGCCAAAAUUUGACAACCAUUUAGGAAUGUCUCUGAUGAAAGUCUCCAAUCUCAAUAUCUAAAAAUUGUGAAUUACAGUCUGUUUGGAAUCAACUACUUCCUUGGAUGGGAGGGAGAAAAGGGAUAAUUGAGAAAAAAGGAAGCAUAUAAUUAGAUUAUGUGAUUUAAAAAAAUCUUAGUUUUUCUCUUCAAAAUUGUAAUGUGUUCAUGGAAAUAAUAUUAAUGUGUCUUUUAUU
This is a messenger RNA of Sorex fumeus (smoky shrew), 1067 nucleotides long. It is a transcript of the gene TMEM71, whose product is annotated as transmembrane protein 71. The transcript is spliced from 9 exons. Bases 131 to 844 code for a protein of 237 amino acids. The record is from RefSeq and is a predicted model, not a curated record. NCBI's taxonomy places the organism in Eukaryota, Metazoa, Chordata, Mammalia, Eulipotyphla, Soricidae.